Messenger RNA from Cylicostephanus goldi, 561 nucleotides. The record is from the annotation of a GenBank genome assembly. NCBI's taxonomy places the organism in Eukaryota, Metazoa, Nematoda, Chromadorea, Rhabditida, Strongylidae.
AUGCCUACAUACCAACUCCAUUUUGCUCAAAACUUUGAAAAUGUGUCAACUGCUGUAGCCUCUGAACCACAUCCUUUGAACACUGAGUUUGCUGUCGCCAAACCAAUAUUUGUGCCAUCCGAUGGUGCUUCACACAAGGUUACCAUUGACGUCGUAAACGUUGAGCGGGUCAUUACUCGUAAAUGCGUUCCCUCAAAAAGCACGGACGUAUUUCUUAUUGCGCAUUCUAUUAACUCAUCGAAAUUGCCUUUUUUGAGAGGUGAUGCACAUAUCUAUCAUAACAAUAGUUUUGUCUGUAAGACCUCGAUAGGAAACGUAUCUCCAGGGGACAGGUUUUCGAUCUCAUUGGGAGUUGAUACAUCGUUGCAUGUAGAUUAUAAGCCCGUGAAGAAAUUUUAUGAGCAGGUUGGAUACAUUACCAAAGGUUCGUCGAUGAUGCACGAUCAAAUGAUAGUGGUAAAGAACUCCCAAAAUGACCCGGUACUACUGACUAUUGAAGAACCUGUACCAAGGAGUACCGAUGAGAGAAUAAAAGUAAUUUUUCUCCAAAAUUCCAUUUAG